This is a messenger RNA of Clonostachys solani, 714 nucleotides long. The record is from the annotation of a GenBank genome assembly. NCBI's taxonomy places the organism in Eukaryota, Fungi, Ascomycota, Sordariomycetes, Hypocreales, Bionectriaceae.
AUGGUUGCAAUUAAACACCUCGGGCUUGCCGCUGGCCUUCUCACUAUUUCCUGCCCUGCACUGGCUGCCGUGGCGGAUGAAGAUAACGGCGUUUCCCUGAGAUCUGAACCUGACUUGGAAACUCUGCUGUUUUCCGUGAGAGCUCAGGAUGAAGACCUUGAGGAGCGUGACUUGACCCUCGAAAUUGAGCUCGCGGAACGUGAGCUUGAGGAGCGCUUUCGACCAGGCGUUAAAAAGUCAUCGGCUACUAGUAGCUCAAGGAGUGGACCAACCCAUCGUCCCCGUUACUAUGACGAGGAUGAAGGACUUUAUCGCCGUGCUCGACCAGGUGUUAAAAAGCCAUCACCCACUUCUAGCUCGAGGAGUGGACCAACCCAUCGUCCUCGUUACUACGACGAGGAUGAAGGACUCUAUCGCCGUGCUCGACCAGGCAUUAAAAAGCCAUCGGCUACUACUAGCUCAAGGAGUGGACCAACCCACCGUCCUCGUUACUACGAUGAAGAUGAAGGACUCUAUCGCCGUGCUCGACCAGGCGUUAAAAAGCCAUCGGCUACUAGUAGUUCAAGGAGUGGACCAACCCAUCGUCCUCGUUACAUCGAUGAAGAUGAAGGACUCUACCGCCGCGGCCGCGCCCGACCAGACAUUAGAAAGUGUGCGCCAACCCAUGCUCCUCGCCCUCGUUACUACGAUGAAGAGUCUGAGGAAUGGGUAUAA